Messenger RNA from Zalophus californianus (California sea lion), 4537 nucleotides. RefSeq names its product cartilage associated protein (gene CRTAP). The transcript has 7 exons. Gene Ontology annotation, biological process: peptidyl-proline hydroxylation to 3-hydroxy-L-proline; collagen fibril organization. The coding region runs from base 2483 to 3688 and encodes 401 amino acids. Gene Ontology annotation, molecular function: collagen binding; protein binding. The record is from RefSeq and is a predicted model, not a curated record. Lineage: Eukaryota; Metazoa; Chordata; Mammalia; Carnivora; Otariidae. Gene Ontology annotation, cellular component: endoplasmic reticulum.
UAUUUGUUAGAGCAAUUUUAGAUUUGCAGCAAGAUUGAGUACAAGGUACAGAGAUUUUCCAUAUACUGCCCAGCCCCCCCGUGGUUCACAACCCGCUGGGGAGCUUCCUGGGUGAAAUCUGACACUGAAUGCGAGGGGAGGGGGCAGGGAAAGAUGGAAGAAAAAGGCGGGCCACUCCAGGUGGGUGGAUAGCAGUUUUAAUGGCAAAAGGAACUUACACACAAAGGCUUGUCUUGGGCGGCAGCAUCAGCAUCAACAUUGGAUCCCCGCACCUGCCCACCACAUCUGAAGUUUAUAAAGAGGACUUACAUGGGCUUAGUCAAGUAUAGUGUGCAGGUGUUCUCAACACCACAUCACUAUCCCAAGGCUGUGUCCUUGGAGUAGCUUGUGGGAGCAGGAAAGGCAUGGGGAACCCACAUUCCAAAGAAGGGAGUGGGUGAGUCACCUUCCAUGUUCAACUCACAGGUUGAUAGGCAGUCAUGUCUUUUUGAUGACCUCCCCCAACACCCCUGCCUCCACAUAUGCACAGCCUUCUCCAAUAUCAAAAUUCUGCACCAGAGUGGCACAUUUGUUACAAUCAGUGAAGCUACAUUAACACAUCAUCACCCAAAGUCCACAGCUUACAUUAGGGCUCACUCUUGGUGUCGUACAUUGCAUGGGUUUUGACAAUUGUAUGAUGACACUUAUCCACCAUUAUAGUUUUGCUGCCCUAAACAUUGUUCUGUGCCCAUUGAUCCGUGUCCCCCCAAUGCCUGGCAACCACUGAUCCUUUCACUGCCUGCCUUCAUAGUUUUGCCUUUUCCAGAAGGUCAUACAGUUGUAAUCAUAUAGUAUGUAGCCUUUUCAUCUUGGCUUCUUUCACUUAGUAAAAUGCGUUUACAUUUCCUCCAUGUCUGUCUGUGGCAGGAUGGCUCAUUUCUUGUUAAUGCUGAAUAAUGUUCCAUUGUCUGGAUAAAUUAUACAGUUUCUUUAUCCGUUCACUUAUUGAAGGACAUCUUGUUUGCUUCCAAGUCUUCGUGGUUAUGAAUAAAACUGCUGUCAACAUUUGUGUACAGGUCUUUGUGUGCACAUAAAUUUUUCACUCAUGUCAGUAAAUACUAACAAGAGCAAUUGAUUGCUGGAUGGUGUGGUAAGAGUAUGUUCAGUUUGGUAAGAAAUUGCCAAACUGUCUUCCAAAGUGGCUGUGCCAUUUUGCAUUCUCACAGCAAUGGACAAGAGUUCCUGCUGCUCCACAUCCUUGUCAGCAUUUGGUGUUGUCAGUAUUUUGGAUUUUGGCCAUUCUAAUAGUUGUUUGCGGCUCGCAUUGUUGUUUUGGCCUGUAUUCUUGAAAAAUGUCAAUGGCAUAAUGAGAAAAGCUGAAGAAAAGAAAAGCUAAAAGAUUAGAGACCACUACAUUGUGGAGACAAAUAGAUACAAUACAUAAUUCUGGACUACACUCUGUUCAUGGAGGGGAAAAACAUAAAAGACAUUAUUAGGACAAUUGACAAGACUGGAAUAGGGAAUGUAGAUUAAAUUAUUCUAUUAAUAUGAAAUUUCCUGGAUUUGACUAUUGUCUAAUUUUGUUUUUAGGACCUACAAACUGAAAGAUUAAGGGUCAGGUAGGCUUAAUGUAUGCAACCUGCUUGCAAAUGAUUCAGGAAAAAAAUAUAUAGAUAAAUUUAAAGAAAGGAAAUGUGGCAUAAUAUUAGCAAUUUGGAAUGUGGAUCAUGGAUACAUAAGAGUUGUUUGUACUAUCCUUGCAACUUUUCUGCAAAUUACUUAAAAAAUAAAAAGUUUAAAGAAUUAGAAAAAUAAUAGUUCUGCCUUUAACAUUCCAUCUAUAUCUUUUGAUGCACACACACAUUUCUCGAUCAAUAUUCUGAAGAGUGGAAUCGCGGGGUCAAGGUGUGUGCGUCUUCAACUUGAUCAGCUAAAUAGCUUACAAAGUGCCACUGACAUCCUUAUUAAUUUUAUUUAUUCUUCCUCUCACUGAAAUGUAAGGUCGUUGGCAGUGUUAUCAAAGUGUAGGUCUUGGGCCCUCAGCAUCAGCCUCACCAGGGUGCUGGUUAGAACUGCAAAUCCUCAGACCCUCACUCCAGACUUGCUGAGUCAAAAACGCUGAGAGCACGGCCUAAAAAUCUGCGUUUUCACAAGUCUUCUAAGUGAUGAGAAAGUUUAAGUCGCGCUGUGAUCCGUUAGGGCCGCGCCUGGCUUGCAGGCCGCCAGCUCCAAACAGAUGAACAGUGGAGCCCGGGAGCCCGGGGGCCCGGGUUAGACGACGCAGAACCAGAGGGCAGCGCGCCAUCCCCAGGGCACCGUCCCCGCGCCGGCAGCUUGUCCCGGACCCCCCGGCUGGGUGGGGAAGGGCUGCAGGACGGGGCGGGCCGGAGGCUGCUGUCCCCGCCUCCCAAGCCUUGGGCUCGCCGCGUUGCGCAGUCCUCCGCCUUCCUUGCCUUCUCGUCCCCCUCCUUCCUUCUUUCCUUCCUUCCUUCCGCCGGGCGCGAUGGAGCCGGGGCGCGGGGCUGCCGCGGCGCUGCUGGCGCUGCUGUGCGCGGGCUGUGUGCUGCGCUGCGGGCGCGCCCAGUACGAGCGCUACAGCUUCCGCAGCUUCCCGCGGGACGAGCUGAUGCCGCUCGAGUCGGCCUACCGGCACGCGCUGGACCAAUACAGCGGCGAGCACUGGGCGGAGAGCGUGGGCUACCUGGAGAUCAGCCUGCGGCUGCACCGCCUGCUACGCGACAGCGAGGCCUUCUGCCACCGCAACUGCAGCGCGGUGCCCCAGCCCGAGCCCGCCGCCGGCCUCGCCCACUACCCCGAGCUGCGCCUCUUCGGGGGCCUGCUGCGCCGCGCGCACUGCCUCAAGCGCUGCAAGCAGGGCCUGCCAGCCUUCCGCCAGUCGCAGCCCAGCCGCGAAGUGCUGGCCGACUUCCAACGCCGGGAGCCCUACAAGUUCCUGCAGUUCGCCUACUUCAAGGCGAAUAAUCUUCCAAAAGCCAUUGCUGCUGCUCACACCUUUCUACUGAAGCAUCCUGAUGAUGAAAUGAUGAAGAGAAACAUGGCGUAUUACAAGAGCUUGCCUGAUGCCGAGGACUACAUUAAGGACUUGGAAACCAAGUCAUUCGAGAGCCUGUUCAUCCGGGCGGUGCGGGCCUACAACGGCGAGAACUGGAGGACGGCCGUCACGGACAUGGAGCUGGCCCUUCCCGAUUUCUUCAAAGCCUUUUACGAGUGUCUCGCAGCCUGCGAGGGCUCCAGGGAGAUCAAGGACUUCAAGGAUUUCUAUCUUUCCAUCGCAGAUCAUUACGUAGAGGUGUUGGAAUGCAAACUACAAUGUGAAAAGAACCUCACCCCCGUUAUAGGAGGCUAUCCGGUGGAGAAAUUUGUGGCCACCAUGUAUCAUUAUUUGCAGUUUGCUUAUUACAAAUUGAACGACCUGAAGAACGCAGCCCCGUGCGCAGUCAGCUACCUGCUCUUUGACCACGACGACAAGGUCAUGCAGCAGAACCUGGUGUAUUACCAGUACCACAGGGACAAGUGGGGCCUCUCGGACGAGCAUUUCCAGCCCAGACCAGAAGCAGUUCAGUUCUUUAACGUGACUACACUCCAGAAAGAGCUGUAUGACUUUGCGAAGGAAAAUAUAAUGGAUGAUGAUGAGGGAGAGGUUCUGGAAUAUGUGGAUGACCUCUUGGAGCUGGAGGAGACUGGCUAGUCUGCAGCAGAGAGAUGCCCCUCGAUGUUCAGGAGACAAGGAUUCUUCAUCUUCCUUUCCCCAGUAGCCCACGUUAUUGAUACCUCAAAGCCUUCUCUUUACUCUGUGACGUGAAAGGGAAGCCUCAGCUCUCACUACAUACAAUAAGGGGUGAGCCUGCCUUCCCCAUGACCACACCUGCCUCCCAGGGUCGGCCCAGGCUCACACCUGUCUCCCUCCCCAUCUUCACACCUGCCUUCUCCAUGUUCACGCCUGCCUUUCUCACCAUUUUGGUUGGAAGGACAGUCUUCCAUUUUUUUCCCCCAGAGAAUCACUAGUAUUUUUUAAAUAAGAAAAAUACGCCUAAAAUUAAGUAAUUGUGAAAACCUACUUUGGGUUUUCACUCUUCCAGAUUUUAGACUCCUUUAUCCCCAUGCCCUGAUCCAGGAAAGAUAGUGGAAGACAAAGGCCAAACUUCUCCAUGCCCCCGACAGCCUACACAUGGUCUGACCUGAACCAUUUCCGGCACCCACUGAAAGACAAGUUGGGUAGAUAGUGCAGGCUACAGAAAUACGGCUUUUGCCCAACACUUCUGCAUCUCCAAAGUCUUACAGUGGUUGGUCGGCCCCCCUUGGGGACAAUAGUCAGUUAUAAGUCUCAAAGUUGGGAAUGGAAGAAAGCAGAGAGAGUCUAGUUUCAUUUCAUUCUUUCAAUAAAUAUUUAUUGAGAACCUGCUACAUACUAGACAUUGACCUGGGCACUGGAACUACUGCACAGAAUGACAGAAAAAAAACAAAAAACAAAACCCUGCCUUCUGGAGCCUACAUUCUAUAAGGAGAGACAGACAGCAAAUAAAUAAGAAUAAAUAUA